GGUAUUAUUUUUAUCUCAUAAAACCACAUUCAAAUAUACAUACGUUGCGAAGAAUUGACAAGGCUGAACGCUAACAAUAUAGUCGUUGAAAACGUGCAAAAACGAUUUUUACGUGCGAUUGGCUAUGUUUUAUAAUACGUAAUGUUUUAUUGAAUUCGUAAAAUAUUAUUAUCAAGUUUGUGCAGUUUUAGAAUUAAAAUUUAGUGUUUAAAAUGAAGGCUGUUAGUGAUAUCAAAGAAAAUAGUUUAGAAAGUGUAUUGGUGAAGUUAAAAAUAUACAAGCGUUAUCAUUUGCAAGUUGCUUUUUUAUUGUUUAUAUCGUUCGCCUUCAAUACAAUACAUAAUACUAAUUUUAUUUUCGUCACUGAGAAGGUUGCUUACAGAUGCAAACAUUACAUCGAUAAUACAUCAAAUAUUUGCGCGGAGUGGGAAUAUGACGAUCCAUAUAGUUUUGUGGCCGAGUACAAUCUAGCUAACCAGGAAUGGAAGCGGACUCUUGUGGGAUCUAUGCACAGUUUGGGGAUUAUGGCGGGCUUAUUGAUUGUGGGACCUUUAUCUGACAGGUUCGGCCGAAAGAAUGUGCUCGUGGUGACAGGUACACUUGGCGGUGUUUUCGGUGUAGCGAAAAGUUUUUCACCCUGGUAUUGGUUUUACUGCGCACUAGAAUUCCUGGAAGCUGCUAUUGGUGACUGUUGUUCGCCUUGCUACAUUUUAAUGACGGAAAUAGUGUCUGGUAAUCAGAGAAUUAUAUUUACGUUGAUGUGUAUCCUGGGUCACCCAUUUGGCACAUUCAUGACCGCCUUAGUUGCCUGGCUGUUUCCAUUCUGGAAGACAUAUUUACGUAUCCUCUAUGCACCCUGUCUUCUUUACGUAUUAUACAUAUUUUUCUUAGACGAAAGCCCUAGAUGGUUACUUAUAAAAAAGAGAAAGGCAAAAGCAACCUCCAUUUUAGAGAAAGCAGUAAGAAGAAAUAAUGUACUGAUAGAGAAGAAUGUUGUGGAAAACAUUGUUUGUGAAGACUUUGUAAAGACAGCUUAUCUAAAUGUACUUAAGACAACAUUUCAAUCGAAGUUGCUACGUAAAAGAUUUUUCGUGUGUUUAGUUUGGUGGACGACAUCAACAUUCGUGAACUACGGCAUGUCAAUAAAUGCGGUAACGUUGUACGGAAACAAGUAUGUUAAUUUUGCAUUGUUGGGCAUCGUUGAAGCAUUGGGAAUGUUUAUGAUGACAUUUAUUAUGAUUAGAUUUAGAAGGAAAUAUCCCUUGAUGAGUUGUUUCUUUGCUGCUGCAGUAUUGUGUAUAUCACAACCUUUUGUACCGAAAAAUCUGUCAUGGCUGUCAAUACUACUCUACAUGAUCGGGAAGUUGAUGACUUCCUUAUAUUUCGGAAUAACAUACUUGUAUACAUCGGAACUGUAUCCGACUUUGACAAGAAAUUCAAUGCACGCGCUUUGUUCCUCUUUAGGAAGAAUUGGAGCAAUCAUUGCUCCACAGACGCCUUUACUGAUGGAGUAUUGGUCGGGUUUUCCGCCUUUGAUCUUCGGUUUAGUUUCCAUAUUCGCUGGUCUACUCACAAUCACUGUGCCGGAUAUUUCAAACCAAGCAUUACCAGAUACGGUGCGUCAAGCUGAAGAGUUGGGUGAUCCUGAUGUACAAAUAUCAUCAUACGUUACAAAAAAUACAAUGCAAUAACAAGAUACAUAAAUGUUAAUAAUGAUAGAGAUAUUAUUGUGUGUAUUUUACAUUUUAUAAUUUUAAAAGUCAAGUGUGAAGCUGACGCAAAUUUUU
This is a messenger RNA of Papilio xuthus (Asian swallowtail), 1787 nucleotides long. Its product is annotated as solute carrier family 22 member 3-like. NCBI's taxonomy places the organism in Eukaryota, Metazoa, Arthropoda, Insecta, Lepidoptera, Papilionidae. Gene Ontology annotation, cellular component: membrane. The record is from RefSeq and is a predicted model, not a curated record. Gene Ontology annotation, molecular function: transmembrane transporter activity. Gene Ontology annotation, biological process: transmembrane transport. The transcript has 7 exons. Bases 213 to 1691 code for a protein of 492 amino acids.